Molecule: messenger RNA, 2652 nt
Organism: Aspergillus thermomutatus
Lineage: Eukaryota; Fungi; Ascomycota; Eurotiomycetes; Eurotiales; Aspergillaceae
Product: type I polyketide synthase
Exons: 1
Coding region: 1-2652 (883 amino acids)
Biological process (GO): fatty acid biosynthetic process; secondary metabolite biosynthetic process
Molecular function (GO): fatty acid synthase activity
Source: RefSeq, a predicted model, not a curated record
AUGAGAGAACCCAUUGCUAUUAUCGGCACCGCCUGCCGACUUCCUGGCGGUGCCACUUCUCCUUCAAGGUUCUGGGAGCUUCUGCAACAUCCACGCGACGUGUUGAAGGAGUGCAAGCCCUAUCAAUUGGAUCUGUCGAGCUUUUACAAUCCCAAUGGCGAGCACCAUGGCAGCACCGAUGUUCCCAAUCAAUCUUAUCUCCUGGAAGGAAACACCCGCCACUUCGAUGCCUCUUUCUUCAAUAUCAACCCGGCCGAAGCGGAUGGGAUGGACCCGCAGCAGCGAAUACUACUUGAGACGACCUAUGAAGCCCUCGAGGCGGCGGGAUACACACUGGAGCAACUGCGUGGCUCUCCCACCGCCGUCUUUGUCGGCGUCAUGACCUCCAACUACCAUGAUAUCCAGACCCGCGAUCUCGACAACAUUGGCAGGUGGCAUGCCACAGGAACAGCUCCCAGCAUCCUCUCCAACCGAAUCUCAUAUUGCUUUGAUCUAAAGGGCCCAUCGAUGACGAUCAACACGGGAUGCUCCAUUUCACUGGUUGCACUCCACCAGGCGGUCCAGAGCUUGCGCAGUGGGGAAGCAACCAUCGCGAUUGUGGCAGGCGUCAACCUCCUACUGGAUGCUGGCACCUAUGUCAGCGAGUCCAAAAUCCACAUGCUCUCUCCCACGUCCCGCUGUCGGAUGUGGGAUGCAGAUGCAGACGGUUAUGCGCGUGGGGAGGGAUGUGCGUCAGUCAUUCUGAAGCCACUGAGUCAGGCUUUGGCUGAUGGUGAUGAUAUCGAAUGCAUUAUCCGGGGCACGGGGGUCAACUCUGAUGGCCGCUCCGCUGGGAUCAUGAUGCCAAACCCAGAGGCGCAGGCUGCCUUAAUCAAACAGGUAUAUGAAAGCUGCGAGCUAGACCCCGUCCGGGAUUGCUGCCAGUAUUUUGAAUGUCAUGGGACAGGGACACAGGCCGGCGACCCGGUGGAAGCUGAGGCCAUUCAAUGCACUUUCUUCCCCGAAGGCAGCACGUUCCCCCCUGAAGAGAGGCUAUAUGUGGGAUUGGUAAAGACGGUUGUUGGGCAUCUUGAGGGCUGCGCUGGUCUGUCCGGUCUUCUCAAGGCGGUCCUGUGCAUUAAACAUCGAACCAUCGCUCCCAAUAUGCUCUUUUGCAAACUCAACCCAAGCAUUCUCCGCUUCUACGAUCAUUUAAAAGUUCCGACGCAAGCUAUUCCGUGGCCGUAUGCGACCCCAGGAGACCCAUUGCGUGCGAGCAUCAAUUCAUUCGGCUUUGGAGGGACCAACGCUCACGCCGUCAUCGAGAGUUUCCCUUCUCCAACUCCUUCAAAUUAUGCUCCGGGUUCCGCUGGGAACAUUGUGAUUGGACCCCUCGUCUUCUCGGCGAAUACAGCAGAAUCACUCCUGUUGAACGUGAAGAAUGUGGCCGCAUUUAUCAACGCCCACCCUUCAUUGGACCUCAAUGACCUUGCAUGGACGCUGAGCACCAAGAGAAGUGUGUUACCAUUCAAAAUCUCCUUCACAGGCUCUACCCGGGAGGAGCUAUUAAAAUGCAUGAAUACCACAGUCCAAGCGUCGGAGGCCAGCCCAGACAUUGGCUUCGGUAUACGCAUUCGCAGAAGCCCAAACGAGUCAGGAAAUAUCUUGGGUGUAUUCACUGGACAAGGCGCACAAUGGGCAAAUAUGGGAGCAGACCUCAUUCACUCAUGUCAGACCUCCCGUGAAUCAAUCAAUCGCUGCCAGCAGGCCAUGACUUGCCUCCCCGACGGACCCUCCUGGUCCUUGGUCGAUGAACUUCUGGCUGACGAAACGUCGUCACGACUGUCAGACGCCGCGCUAAGCCAACGCCUGACUACUGCUAUUGAGAUUGGGGUCUAUGAUCUACUCCAUGCAGCAGGGAUCCAUCUGAAUGCCGUGGUGGGCCAUUCGUCCGGGGAAAUUGCGGCGGUGUACGCGGCAGGCAUCCUAUCUGCCGAGGACGCAAUGAAGAUCGCCUAUUACCGUGGGAUGCAUGCAAAAUCGGCAAAGUUCUCGCGGCAGAACGGCGGCAUGAUAGCUGUUGGCAUCUCGUAUGAUGAUGCGAGGGCAUUCUGCGCCCAGCCUUCAUUUUCCCGGCGGCUGGUCGUGGCCGCUAGCAAUGCUCCGACGAGCGUGACCUUGUCGGGAGAUCUGGAUGCAAUCCAUGAAGCAAAAAAGGCCUUUGAGGAGACCAGAACGUUUGCCAGGAUUCUGAAGGUGGAUGUUGCGUAUCAUUCGCACCACAUGCGGUCUUGUGCGCAGGCGUAUCUGGCAUCUCUGGAGGGCUGCAGAAUUCAAGUCCGUCAACCAAAGACGGACUGUGUGUGGAUCUCCAGCGUUACAGGUGCCACGAUUUCCGUGGAUGACAAAAUGACAUCCUCGCUUGCUGGGCAGUACUGGGUAGAGAACAUGCUACAACCCGUGCUCUUUUCUCAGGCCAUCCAGCACGCGGUCAAUGGUUCACGAUUCGAUAUUGGCAUUGAGGUAGGACCGCACCAUGCCCUGAAGGGUCCAGUGUUGCAAACGAUGAAGCUGGCUAUCGGCACUGAUAUCCCAUAUUUCUCCAUCUUGAAGCGGGUAUCCCUGACGUGUAUGCCGCAUCUUCGGCCAUGGGUUGCAUGUGGCAGCAUCUAG